Medioppia subpectinata is the source of this 14041-nucleotide messenger RNA. The record is from the annotation of a GenBank genome assembly. NCBI's taxonomy places the organism in Eukaryota, Metazoa, Arthropoda, Arachnida, Sarcoptiformes, Oppiidae.
AUGCGUUGGAGGGGACGCGGAGUGUGCGGUGUAGUGGCAGUGGAGGCAGUGGUGGUAGUGGUGUGUGAGGUGUGCAUAGAGUGCCUGCGCAGAGCAGGGAUGGCUGUGAGUAGUGUCAGUCAAUAUGGCUGUAGUAGUGGUGGAGUCGUCGGAGACUCGGAGUGCGUUUGUGCUGACCUUCAGAGCGAACGCCUGGAUUUGAGUGAAAGAAAAUUAAAUUUUGUGUUUUGUGACCAUCGGAUCCACACAUCACACGAGUCGGCAGCGAUGGACAUGAAUGUUGACAAUCCGUGCGAAGAUCCCAAUCCACACAACUCUUCCGAUUUCGUUGACUUAACGAUAGGUUCGGCAGAAUUGGAGAUCGAUUUGCUGUCCCGUCGGACCAGUUCUCAAAGCGAUGAUAACUCAAUCUUCGCUCAUUUGGACACCAAUGACACGCUAUUCGGAGAUCUGGCCGACGAUUGCGACGAUAACUUGCCGUCUAUGAUGACAGACAGCUCCCGAGCCCUGUCUCUCGAGCCAAUUGUGUCCAUAAAUCCAAUCCGAUUGCCGUUUGAAUCGAGUCUUUUGGCGCAAACGAGUCUCGGAUUAAUGAAGAGUGAGACUCAAUCGCAACAGUCGACGGUCACGAUAUCGCCGGUGCCUCCGAUCCCAUCAAAACGAGGUCCGGGAAGACCGCGAAAAGACGGCAAAGUUCCCAUUCAGAGGAAGAAUCUAUUCCCCGGUCGGCCGCGUAUGAGAGGACGCAAGACAUUGAAUGCGUUGGGAAUGGGAUCUAAUCUGUCGGGCGGUUGUGAUAUUCAGUCACCGAAACUAAACCAGAGUUCGUUUAAUAUGGGUUCCGGACUAUCGAUAAAACCAGUUUCUGGCACUUCAAUGCCUCGAACGCCGUCAGAUUCUGGUCGCGUCGAACUCACCAUAUCUUCGAGUAGUUUCAGUUCGUCUCACAUGAAUUCAAACCAAUCCAUCAGUAAUUCUGACGAUUCUAACAAUGAAAGCGAAAUGAAAAUGAAUUCAAGAGUUUGUAUUUUUUGCAAUUUGACCGAAAGUUCGUCUCUUUGUUUGGGAGAACUGAUUCGAUGCGAACCGACGCCUGGCUUUAGUCCCGCCAAGCGUUCGGCUCGACUCCGGAGUUCUCCAGACAUGGACUCUAUUGGCGGCAAUAUGUCCUCUAAUGACAACACCGACAUGUCUUCUCCCCUCAAAACCGCAAAUAAAGACCAGAAGUUUGCUCGAAGGGGUGCAGAGCCUCAAAAGGUGCCAUCAAUUCCCGGCCCAUUGGAUGAACUAAAGUCCAUUGGUUUUAGCGACAAGACAUCGAUAAUGAAUUUGUUUGAGCCGAGCGGUCACUGUUGGGCCCACCACUGCUGCGCCGCCUGGUCUAAGGGCGUGCGACAAAACGACGAGUACGUGUUCCUCAAUGUGGACAAAGCUGUCUGCGAAGGCGCUCAACAGUUAUGCUCGGAGUGUAACAAAUUCGGUGCGACAAUUAGCUGUCACUCGAAGCCCUCCUGCAAUCGUAUCUAUCAUUACGCCUGUGCUUGUGAGGACUCUGGAGAGAUUGCGGACCUAUUGUUUUGUACGAGUUGUGGCCAUCACUAUCACGGCCAAUGCCUGACACCUGCGGUCACGUCGAGCGCGAGUGUGAGGGCCGGCUGGCAGUGUCCGGAUUGCAAGCUGUGUCAGACGUGUCACCAGCCCGGCGACGACAACAAGAUGUUGAUGUGCGACACGUGUGAUAAGGGAUACCACAUAUUCUGUUUGCGUCCAAUCAUGUCGACGGUUCCUAAACACGGCUGGAAAUGCAAAGACUGUCGCGCGUGCGGCGAUUGCGGUGCGCGCACUCCCGGCAACGGUCCCAGUUCUCGAUGGCAUAUGAAUUAUUCGGUGUGCGAUAGUUGUUAUCAACAGCGAAACAAAGGCAGUUCGUGUCCCAUCUGUCAUAAGGCCUACCGUCAGGCCUGUCAGAGCGAAAUGCUUCAGUGCAUCACUUGUCGCAAACUUAUUCAUCAGAGUUGUGAACCAAAACUAAGUCAACGCAAUGAUCUCAUUGCAGAAAUCGCUAAUAAUUAUGUCUGCAAAGUGUGCGAAACGACCGGCGCGACCGGUCCUGACCCCCGCGAUGGCUUCGCCAACCUUCCCGACAACAUAUUCAACGCCAGUCGCGAAUCAUUUAAUUCUUAUACUGAAGACUCGUUGGGAAGCAUUGAUAACAUCGAUAACAUUCUGCCCAUCGGUUCUGGAGGUGAAAUGACGCCAGACGUGAAGCCGUUCGCGCUUCCACUUCCCAACAAUAACUCAUUGAUUCGACCGCCGGUUCCCAUAAGUGCGGGUAAACUAAGCGGAAAGAAGAGACUGUUUGCUGGGAAGAUGAGGGGCGGGAAGUUUCCCGGAAGGAAAAGAGCAAAAACUGUUGAAUUUAGACGCAAAAGAGGCCCAAAAGCCAAAUUCAAGCCAUUCGCUGGCCCUCUGGGCUCACUGGGAACGCCCAAUUCGGGAGCGAUUGGCAGUUCCGCUACCAGUGGUCAAGAGUGCGAAGUGAGAGAAAAAAUCAAAGACGACGAUCCGGCCAAUGAAAACAAAGUGAUUCUCUGUUCAGUGAAAGAUGAGUUUCUAUUAUCACAAGACUUGUGUGCGAUGUGUGGAAGUUUAGGACAGGCAGAGGAGGGCCGACUCAUCUCCUGUUCGCAAUGCGGACAAUGUUAUCAUCCGUUUUGUGUUAAUAUUAAAGUAACAAAAGUGGUUCUAAACAAAGGCUGGCGUUGUCUAGAAUGCACUGUUUGUGAGGGCUGUGGUCAGCCUCACGACGAGGCCAGACUUCUUCUAUGCGAUGACUGUGACAUCAGUUAUCACACCUACUGUUUGGACCCGCCAUUGGACGACGUGCCUCAGGGGACGUGGAAGUGCCGGUGGUGUGUCAUAUGCGUCAAAUGCAAGUCCACUAAUCCUGGCUAUGGAUCUCUUUGGCAAAAGAAUUACACGGAAUGCGGUCCCUGUGCCAGUCAGACCACAUGCCCCGCCUGUCAGGGAGACUAUCACGAAAGCGAUCUUAUAAUCCAAUGCAUACAAUGCAAUCGUUGGCUUCACUCUAAAUGUGAUGGUAUGACAACUGAAGACGACUGCGAAAGUGCCGCUGACUUUGGAUAUCACUGUCUCCUUUGCCGCCCAAAAGAUGAAUUGCCGCCUCAUUUACAAGCUCGAAAAGCGUUGGCUUUGCAAUCAAAGCAACAAUUUUUAAAUCUAAUGAAACAAAACAGCGAAGAAAUGAAUGAAAAUAGUUUGAAUAAGAAUAUUCUUCGCAGAGAUUCCGAUGACUCUAUUGCAAGCAAAACAUCACUAUCUCUGACACUCACAUCACAAGUCGCACAAACAUCCACUUCAAUGUCUGGUCCGACACCUCUCACGCCUGCAAAAGAAUUACACGGAAUGCGGUCCCUGUGCCAGUCAGACCACAUGCCCCGCCUUUGGCUUCACUCUAAAUGUGAUGGUAUGACAACUGAAGACGACUGCGAAAGUGCCGCUGACUUUGGAUAUCACUGUCUCCUUUGCCGCCCAAAAGAUGAAUUGCCGCCUCAUUUACAGGCUCGAAAAGCGUUGGCUUUGCAAUCAAAGCAACAAUUUUUAAAUCUAAUGAAACAAAACAGCGAAGAAAUGAAUGAAAAUAGUCUGAAUAAGAAUAUUCUUCGCAGAGAUUCCGAUGACUCUAUUGCAAGCAAAACAUCACUAUCUCUGACACUCACAUCACAAGUCGCACAAACAUCCACUUCAAUGUCUGGUCCGACACCUCUCACGCCUACUAAUGGCAGAUCAGUUGCACCCAAAGUUCAAACACAUUUCCAUUUGGUUGACGGCAUAUGGCUUUCCGACAGAGGUUUGAAUCAAAUAAAGUCACUACAAGUGGAACAACCAAAGAGAACGCGAGUCAAAAGGGGUACAAAACAAGCAUUGAAUCAGUUAUCAAAUGCAACGAAAUCUGAAGACGUGGACGAAGCGGCCAAAGAGGACGACACGGGCUCUGUUGAGGACAAAGUGACAGAAGACGGCACUAAUAAGACCGACGAAAUCGGAGAGAAGAAGAAAAGACAGCGAAGACUUCACAAGUUAGGAAUCGGAGGUUUUUCUGUCAAACAGAGGGGAAGAAUGAGUACCAGUAAAGACACCGAAGAAGUGGUUGUUUCUAACGCAGACGUCGACGUGAAUGGCAAUGAUUUGAUCGGUAAUCAAGACUCCGUCAACUCAGAUAAGCCGCGCCGAAGACGUCGAGUGAGUAAAAAGAAAAGCCAUUUAACGGACAGUUUCCCGCAGUACAUGCAGGAGGCCUUCUUCGGCAAAACACUUCUCGAGACAUCGCAUUCAGAUACCAAUCAAUCGGCGGUUUUGAUUAAUAUCAACGCUUUGAGUGAAGACGAAGAACUGUUGCCAAAGGGUAUAGAAAAAGAUAAGUUAAUUACUUUGACGCCGACAGAGAUGGCGGCCGUGAAGUUACAAAAGCCAAAAGUAGAGCCGUCGAGCCGUACGGACGAACGCCCCGGAAGUCCUAUGGAUGACUCCCUCCAAGACGGCGAAGACUUUCAGGAUCUGUUGCCACCGCUUCCACCCGAUGACGAGCUGAUGGAUAUGUUGAUCAAUGAGGACGGUUUGGACCGAACCAAUGAAUCGCUCGAUAACUUGUCAGUUGACGCCAAAGAGGACGGCAAUGCAAAGGACGACGCAAUGGACUUAUUGAGUCCUAACUUUGAUUUGGGAGGAAUUGUUGGCGCUUCCAGUCUUCCACAGAUGGACAGCAAAGAUGUCGAGGAUUUGUUGUUAUUGAGUCCACACAACACCGACGACAGCAAUGAUUUCAAUGCAAUAUUAGGUCCGCCGUCGACUGUAAACACAGCGAAACCUCCGAUACCGAUGCAAAUACCUCCGCCGCCACUAACAUCACUGUUAGCUCCGCCUCCGACACAGAAUUUAAUGCCGGCCUCUUCUGUGCCGUUACCACAACUCAUACAUUCAAAACAGGCCUCCGUUGAUAAUAUACCUAACGUUCCGCUACUCGAUAGCCCCUACAAUAUGCCGUCUCCUUUCUCCGUCUCCAUGAGUGAUAACUCUUCUGCUCAAUACAGCCCUCAAAUCACUGAACCUCAGAGUCCAUGGCCUUCAGACGGUGACGAACAGAUGGCAUCUCAGGGACAGAAGAAUAUGAUUAAAUGGGAGUCCGACGAGGCUUUGGGUCCGAUGGCUACCAUUUCUCCAGUUCUUUAUGCAAACCUAAAUCACCCGAACCUUAAGGCGGAACAUCCCGUUUGGAAUGACCGCAUCAAACAGAUCUCGAAACUGUGGCGUCAGUUACCCACUGAUCAAAGACAACCAUUCCUUCAAAAGGCGCGAGAAAAUCGAGCACAAAAUCGUAUACAAAAGGCUCAGUCGGAGACACAGCGCUCUGGAAAGGAGAUCAGACCGCCCACCGCUCCCGUCCCUGGCGUUCGUGAUGUGGACAAUGAGCUCAAGUGGAAGCACUUACAGGCCUCUCGACAACAACAACAGGUUCAACACCAACAGGUGCUACAGGAACAGAGACAAGUGAUUCUUAAAACACAAACACUGGGACCCAUUUCUCCUGUGAUGGACCCCUCGCGACCACCUCUUAUGCAUAAUAUGCCGCCACAAUCGCCGUCAAGAUUAGGACCCGAUUAUUGCGCCGAUAAUAUGCAUACCGUGUCUCAUAUACAGGAUAUGCCCAUUCAAUCGCCUGUUCAGAGACACGCUCUUCAGAGUCCGUUUGUGAUGAAUAGACCACAAGUGCAUUCACCUUCUGGUCCGUCACCCAUGAGUCCCGUCAUUCAGGUGUCUCGCGUUAGGCCACCAAUAGAUCCAAACAAACUGCCCGUUUCGAGCAAACCUAUGCAAUUCGAUCCAUACUCUCAUCCGCCGAACACUUCUCGGCCUCAGCCACAGAUGACUCUUCAACCGAUCGUAAGGCCUGGAACUCCUCAACAAAGAUCUCCGUUUUCUCCGUCAUCUCCCGGUGCCGCUCACGUCAACACUUCUAUUCCACUAACGCCUACGAGUGAAACGUUUCACACGCCUCCUUCCACUCCCAGACCCCAUAGCAAUGAUCCUCAUUCUCAGACACCGAUGCCUUCGAGUCCUUACGGACAGCCGCAGACCGUCUCGAGUCCCUUCUCUCCAACACAUAAUCUUAUGCCUCAAAGUCAACAACAAUGCGUCGAUUCGUAUUCAAUGCCCACUUCCUUACAAAGAAGUCAAUCAUUUCCUUCUGAUUUUCAUAACAGUCCAAUGGAUUCGUCAAAUAACGAGUGUAUGUAUCAACGCAUAGGUCAGAGAACGCCCGACUCUUUCAAUCGGAGCAUUUCGUCACCAAAUAAUGAUCCCUAUGCGAGACCAGUGCCGACACCACAACCCCCGCAAUCACCUCAAAGCGAAUCAAUACAGAAAAUGCCAGCAAUUAAUAUGCAAACAGAUAUAUACGCGCGACAACCUAUGACUCCGCGACCGCAACAACCCAUACAAAGAUCACAGUUUGACGACAUUUAUUCCCGACAACCGCCCACUCCUCGGAUGGCACAGCAGCCAGACAUUUACGCUCAGCCGCCGGGAACUCCUCGACCCAACUUUCAACAACCCAUUCAACAUUCACCCCAACCACAGCCUUCUCCGCCGGCUUUGCAACAACAACAGCAACCACUCGAUCCAUACGCUUACCAACCGGGAACUCCCAGACCUGUUGCCACAUCUCGACCAUCUUUACAGCCUAUUAGACAACCUCUUAUGAUGAGACCUCCGCCUCCCGGUCCCAUCGAUCCUUACGCUCGACAACCGGGGACUCCAAUGCCUCCACCACUUCACGACCCAUACGCUAAAGCGCCCGGAACUCCGAUGCCUUUGAGCCCCAACGAUAGACCUCAAGAUGGCAGUGACUCGACAUUAACACGACAACACUUAAGAGAUUUGCUUCAGAAGCAACAGGUUAGACGACAACAGGGAACCGAUCUCCCGCCCCGAUGGCCAGUUAACACUCAAAUACGAGUUCCGGCCAACGAUGGCAUGUUUCGUCAGCCCAUUCCUCCCGGAGCUAUGGUUCGGCCUCGCCUUCCGAGCAGUUUUCCUUCUGACCAAGUGUUCAGACAUCCGGCCGCCAGUGGAGACCCACGAAUGGUUGUGCAACAGCAACGACUACAAGACCCUCGCAUGCGUCAGGUCUUGAUAUCACAACAGCAACAACAACAGCAAUUUGGUGUUAGGGGUCAGACUCAGUGGGUUCGAGUGCCCACUCAAAUGCAUCCCAACGCCGCUAUACCCGCAGCUCAGGGCUCACCGCAACCAAGUCCUGAGAUUCAAUACAGUCAAGUCCUGCCUCCAGGGGCUCCCCGUAUGUCUCCUCCAGGCGUCGGCCAACAGCAGAAUGUUAUGUACGCCUCACAGCCUAUAAGACCUGUGAGAACUCAGAUGUUUGUCCGACAACCGCAUCCAAUGCAGACAAUGAAUGUACAAAACAGUGAUGUAUUGCAAAACCAACCGAUGCCUCAAAUUCAAGGCUCAGAAGUGAAUCCAAAUAUUGCGAGCACUCAACCAAUCAAUCCCAAUGAGCCCAUUAAAGCUCCGGUACAGCCCAAUGCUAAACAGCCGACUACUAGUGAUAUUGUGAAACAACUUCAAGAGCAACAAAAUCCAGAGUUAGUCGAAGAGGAAUGUUCUCCCGAAGAUCUCGACGACGACGAGCUCUUAGGAUUGGGAAAUGACUUCAAUAUUCUUGAAUACGCGGACCCAGAACUCGAUAAAGCGUUGAGUGGAAAGACUGGCGGAAAGAGUAAUAUAUUUGAUGAACAUUUGGAUGAUUUGGACGAUAAGGACGACGACGAGAAGAGCAAGAAAAGUGAUGACAAAAGCAGAACAAAGAAUAUCGAAGCGAAUGCCGAAAACAGUGAUAAAAAGCCUGAAAUAAAACAAGAAAACACACCAAUGGUUCCAAACGUAAAACUUGUAAAUCAAAUACCUGUUCCGCAAAAGCCUAUGAACACACGUCUCCCAUAUCCACCUCCGCCUCCAUAUCGGGGACAACAAGAGUUACCGCCUCCUCCGCCAUACCCUCAACCGCCGCGUCAAAUGACUCCAAAUCUUAUUAAACCAAAUACAAGUCAAUCAGAUUGUGUGGAACCGCCGCCACAACUAAGAACGACACCAAUGACACCACUCCUUCAGGAACAGCCGCUUCUACUCGAAGAUCUUGUCGAACAAGAGAAGAGAGAUCAAAGACAGUCUAUGCCAAUGAAUACGCGCCCAUAUAUGCCACAAGUGGUGCCCGAAAACAUUAUGACACAAUCAGAUAGUCUCUUAAGCGAUGUUGAGUUCGAACGACUCAAAGCAGAUAUUUUGUCGGACGAACCGAUUCCCGGACUGCCGAUGGGUUCCAAUCCAAUGGCUAUGCAAUCAUCGCAACCGCACCAACAGAUGCAGACAUUCCCACAACAAAUGCCACCCAAUCAGACUCAGGGGCCCCACUGGCAGAACAUCACAGAACAGGCCUUUCAAGCACAACAACGAUUGCCACAAAUGGGCCCCAGAAUAAUGGGCCAAAACUUUCAACGAUCACAAAUGUAUCAAUCCAUACAAAUUAGUCCGAUGGGCGUUAGAAUGGCAGCCAAUGUCGGGCCACCGCAUCCAAUGCGACCCAACGCUCCGCAGGGAAUGUCAGCCAUUAGACCGAUGGUGAGUCUUCCGCCUCCGCCGACACCUCCCGCUGAACCGAUGACAGACAUGGAUAGACAGCAACAACACCAGUACGAGAGUUGGCUCCACCAACAGAACAAUGUGUUGUCUCAACAACAGAAGCACUUCGAGGCAGAGGUCGCCAAACUGAGGAAAGCCAAGAAAAUUGUUUCCACAAAACAAAGACAAUGCAAAAAGAGUGGAACAGAUUUGAGUGAAAUGGACCAAAACGAGUUGACUCGAGUCACACAAGAGAUGAGUGCACUUCAGAAACAUUUGGAUCAGAUUCGCAAGAGUUUAAGACAUCACCAAAUGUUGUCCAAUGAUUACAACCAAAAACGAUCGAAACAGACAAUGGUUGGCAUUCCUCAGACAGCUAUAUCUCUACCCCAAUCUCCUGGAAGUUCAUCCAUACCGUCGAUGCAGACCUCUCCGCGUUCUGUUCACUCGCCUCUAAUGGCUUUGGGAUCUUCAGCUCCUGGAACUCCUAUCGCUAUGACAGGUCCGGCGACUCCACAGUCGCCUUCAAUCAUGAGCCCAUCGCCAUUGGGUCCGUCACCGUCUCCUCUGAUGCAAAACUCGCCGAUACCUAACCUUCAUUCGCCGGCAGCGAUGCCUCCCUCGCCAAUGGUUCAGUCACCCCAUCCGAUGCCUCACCCCAUGUCUGUCGACGCCAACAUCAGACCCCAAAUGUCCAAUCAAUCCGUUCAUAUCGUUGACGACAACAACCCAUUCAGUGAUGUCUAUCUACAAAAGGAGAAAAUGGUUAUCUCUUCUAUCAGACCACCACAACAAGGGGUUCCUUCUGCUGGAUAUCCACAUAUGAUGUCAGCCGAUGGACAACCCAUUGACGAAAGACAGAAAAUGUAUCGUCAAAUGCCUUAUAACGAAGAGAACAUGUCUUUUCAUCAUUCAGUGCCACAACAGAGCCGUCCUCUCCAACAGAUGAGUCAAUCAAUGCCAACACAACACACGACUAGUCAUUACCAGCAGUCAAACGAUUCGCAAAUGUUUCGGUUUCCGAACCAACACCUGAUUCAUCAACAGAGACCAUACACUGAACUCUCGAAUACGUUUGCGGACAAUGUGUCGACCAAUGCAUACAAUAACCCCGAAAAUCACCAAAUGGUUCAGUGCGCGUCCCGAUCGUUGCCCGUCUCAUCCGCUUACAGCUUAUCCGAUGACAAUUCGUCUCAGCGGUUGUCAUCGGAUCUCAUGUCGGGUUCUGAAGACAUCGACACCUCUAGUAAAGAGACUGAAGAACACAAACAGAUGACCAAUAAUGAGAUUGUUAUUAAAAAAGAGAUCGUGGAAUCAAAUUGCAGUUCCUCUCAGUCCUGCCAAUGGGUUGACACCAACGUUGACAUUAAAGGCGAACAAGACAAUAAAUAUUGUGAGUCUAAUAUUGUUGAAAAAGAGUUGUCUUCUGAGACAUCCAAUGCUAUGGAAACGACAGAAACUGUGGAAAUAAAGGCGUCAAUUGUUAACAACAAUAUCGAUGUGAACUCCAAUGUGACAAAUGAUAUGAAUGAUAGCGAUAACAACGAAGAGGCGAUGAAUACUAAACAAAAUGCAUUACUUAAACAACUGUUACAGAACUGUCCGUCGGCUGAUUCGCAGAGUAAAGCCAUUGAGAAAAUGAUGAAAGAGACUGAAGAACAAAAGGAACAGACGGUUGUUACCAAUGUUGAGAUUAUUGAAGAGACGGUGCAGACAACAGUCGCUUUACCUGUGGUUCAAACGGUUCAAAAUGUUGUUGAAAAAGAGCCAAUUGCUGUCCUCCCUCUCCCUCUCCCUGUCCUUCCCAUUACUCCAGUGACUGAAACGCAACCUAAAGAAGAGAUGGAAACGCAAGUUAUGGUUAUUCCAGAAAGCGAUCCUAACAUAAGCAGCGAACCCACCACUCCAUUGACUCCAUUGACUACACAGGCGAAGGCCACUGCAAUGUCAACCGAGAAAAAGAUGUCAUAUUUGGAUAUACGUAGGGCUCAGUUAGAACGAGAGCCCACUCCUCCGCCCGAAGAGAUUAAGCCAAAGCGGAAGCGAAUAACCAAACGAAAAGAGGCCAAAAGUCCGGACGGAAUACCUGAUGGCGUAAAACCGCCGACCAAAAAGCGCGCGCGAAAGGCAUCUCAAUCCAGAACCGAUGAGGACAGCGAACUAUUCUUUGCCGCAUUGAUGGCACAACUCAGAGCACUGCCACCGCUUCAGAUACUCGAGCCGUCCAUUAAACCCAAUCUGAAUGUUUCCCUUCCUUUUGAUGUGACAGAUCUUAACUCAAAAGAGUCGCCUUUGAGGGGCAGUUAUGGCAAUGCAUUUCUCUCGUCAACCAUUGAUUAUUACUCGACGUAUCCGUUCGGUCCCAAUAAAGCAGCGCCUCUCACGCCAUCACUUCCAGCGAGUGCUGUCAACAGUGCUCUCACUGUCACCAAUAAUUACAUGAAUACUAACAGCUCAUCGAUUGGUAUGCCGUCAACCAGUCGUGGUUUCUAUAACGAAGAGUUCUCUAAAACCACUCCUCAAUCGGCGCUUCAGAGCGCUUUUACAAACAACAGAGAAUUGAAUCAAUAUUACCGCGACUGCGAUAGUCCUGACACUAUUGUCUCGUCUUCUUCUCCCGAAACUGUUUUAUACGACUCUCCGAGCGAUACGUUUAAGAGCCUUAAAUUCAUUAGUCUUGACGACGACGACAACGACGAAGAGAUGAAAGAUAUCAAUAACAAUCGCUCUUCACCUGACAUUCCACUACUAGUCUCGAUCCCUAUCCGUCCCAUUCCUGUAUUGCCGUCAUCUCUCAUAAAUCAAAGACGAGUUUCUGAACAUGAUUUCGAUAAAGAGAACGCAUUGGAGACAAACAAUACAAUUAAACCGAAAACCAUAUCUUCGAUUCCACUCAAAGACACGGGUAAUGUUGGCGUUACUCUUACGCUGUCAUCGGUGGACGACAUUCGGGGCAUUUUGACCGCUUUGGCUAAAUAUCUGGACAUUCCGGCGCCCAAUACAUUUGAAAUAGUGGAACGAACCACAACUCCUCCCUCACAGAAGUUGGGUCUUUACCAUCAGAAAGAGGCCAUCGAAUCGAGUAUUGAUAACACAAAUACCGAAAACUUAUUGAACGGAAAGAUUUUGAAGAAUUUUUGUAAAUUCUGUGAUAUUGUUGUAUUGAACGCUGGAAUUAAGAAGAAAUCGUCUGAACUCUCACUUUCAGCGCAAGAACAGCUCGAAGAGGAGGAAGACGUGAUAUUUUGCAGCACAAAUUGUUAUAUGCAGUUCGCACUCUCCCAUAGAGGCCUUCCUAUCACUCACGAGAAAGAAGCGGCGACUGUUGUCUCUCACCGACACUCCAACGAAACGCCUAUCAAUGAAAUAAAGUCCGAAAAACCUAUUAUUGUUAAAAACUCUAUGGAUUUAUUGCCGCCAAUGAGUCCAAUGAUGGAAGACGACGAUAUCAGUGAUCAAGAAGUGUUAGCUAUGAAUUUGUCGCCAAAACUUCCUCCUCUUGUUAUUGAGAAUCAGUUGACGGCACCAAACAGUCUCAUAGAAGUUGAAGUGGAAUCGCAAAUUCAAACACCCAUUCAGUCUACACCUCCCGAACCGAUUCCCAAGAAAUGGAAAGACACUCGUUAUAAGUGUUGGAAUAACCAGUCAUUCGAUAAAUUAAAGACCAAAACUGAAGACGAAGACGAAGAGGUGGACGAAGAGGAAGAAGAGGCUGGACUUCUGUUGGACAAAAUGGCCAUUUGUGUGAAAUCUGAUGCCAAUAGUGCUGAGAAGCGGAAGUGUGCGCUCUGUCACGAGACGGGCGAUGGAGAAGCCGACGGGCCGUCACGUCUUCUUAACAUGGAUGUCGACAAAUGGAUUCAUUUGAAUUGCGCCCUUUGGUCAGCAGAAGUGUACGAGAUGUUGAACGGAGGGCUCAUGAAUGUAGACCAGGCCUGUAAGAGAGCACUCACUCUCCAGUGCAUCAAAUGCAAGAAAACGGGCGCAUCUCUCAAGUGUUACAAACCUCGUUGUGUCAAUUCAUACCACUUUCCCUGCGCUCUCAAAGACCAGUGUAUGUUCUUUAAGGACAAGACUCUUCUCUGUUCGCAACACUCACCCAAAACACAAAACCCCGAAGAGUUGACCACUUUUGUUGUCUAUAGACGAGUGUUUGUCAAUCGAGACGAACAGAAACAGAUCGCAUCAAUGAUACACAUGGGAGACAACAAUCUCUUAAGAAUCGGAAAUCUUAUAUUUGUAAACAUCGGUCAACUAUUGCCGCAUCAGUUGCACGCCUUCCACACACCCAACUGUAUAUAUCCCGUCGGCUAUAAGAUUAUCCGCUUUUACUGGAGUUGGAGACGAUUUGGAAAACGGUGUCAAUACAUCUGUUCCAUCGCCGAACUCGACGGCAGACCAGAGUUUGUGGUCGAAAUCAAAGAGGAAGGCUUUGAGAACGUGACUCUCAGAGACAGUUCUCCCAAAAAUGUUUGGCUCAAAAUUUUAGAAUCGAUCGUUAAAAUGAGAUCUGAAGCCAAAUCUAUCAAAGUAUUCACUGAUUAUAUUACGGGCGAAGACUUGUUCGGUCUCUCAGACCCGGGAGUCGUCAGAAUAUUGGAGUCUUUGCCCGGAAUUGAGACUUUAAAUGACUAUAACUUUCGUUUUGGUCGCUCGCCAUUACUCGAGUUACCCCUCGCUAUCAAUCCAACGGGUUGUGCGCGAACUGAACCCAAAUUGCGGACUCACUUCAAAAGGCCGCACACUCUUCACGUGUCGACGAGUACUUCUGCGCGCUCUUCGAUCCAAUCGUUGAGCGGAAUGGAAGUGAGCUCUCCGUACGUCAAACAGUUCGUUCACUCCAAGUCUUCUCAAUACCGCAAAAUGAAGAGCGAGUGGAGAAACAACGUAUUCCUGGCCCGCAGUCGCAUACAGGGGCUCGGCUUAUAUGCCGUCAAAGACAUCGAAAAGCAUACAAUGGUUAUCGAAUACAUCGGUCUUGUCAUCCGCAAUGAGAUGGCCGAACGCAAUGAACGCAUAUAUGAGGAACAGAAUCGAGGCGUUUAUAUGUUUCGUUUGGACGACAACCGUGUGAUCGACGCGACCCUAUCCGGAGGUUUGGCCCGUUAUGUGAACCACUCGUGUAAUCCAAACUGUGUGGCAGAAUGUGUUCAAAUAGACAGAGAAAAUAAAAUAUUAAUUAUUGCGAACCGACGCAUACAACGAGGCGAAGAAUUAACAUACGAUUACAAGUUUGAUGUGGAGGACGAUCAGCACAAAAUUCCCUGUAAUUGUGAAGCACCUAAUUGUCGAAAAUGGAUGAAUUAAUGCUAACUAAUUAUUCAAU